AGAAAUCUCUCAGUAACUCCCACUCACGCCAACUCGCCCUCCUCCGGGUACAGCUACGAGCUGCGGACCCAUGCGAGGAGUCAGGACGACUUGGAUGAGAUACAGGGUGCCAAACAUUACCUCAAACACGGUCGAUCCGUCGAUCAAUACGUUGACGGUAAACUCUCCUACCCCGAGUUCGAGGAAAACCAUAACUCUCCCCGCGUGGCCCCCGUGCCCAACCCCCGCCCCAGCCUCAAGAACCGCUCACAGCCCGUCGCCAUCACUGCUAUGUACGAAAACGUCGUCAUCAAAGAACAGAACCCUAGAAGAAAACUAAGAAGAAGUUUCGGACCACAGAACGACAACGAAAGAAUGGAGGACAGAGUCAGAAAGUACUCCAACCAAGACAGAUCUUCGUUAGAGAGUCUUUUAGAUGACCAAUCGAUUAAUAGUCCGAGCGACUGUGAGCGGUAUUACGAUGGGCCGAGGGUGGAUAUUCCGCUGUCGCCAACGCAUUAUGAGCAGCCCCCUACGCCUGACCAUCCGCCGCCUUCGGCGCGGCAGGCGGAGAACAGCAUACAUGAAAGGAUCAGACCUUUAAGCCAGGAAUACAAGCGGCGUUCGAUGCUCCGCGAGCUGUUACGCGACUGCCAGACGGACACGGAGCUGCUGCGCGCCAUGUCCGUGGCGUCAGUGGCUAGUGGCGCCACCGACCGCAGCAACACCGACUGCGUCGAGGAGUACGUGUGCGACGUGCCUUUUGCAGGUUAG
Messenger RNA from Cydia fagiglandana, 753 nucleotides. RefSeq lists its product as uncharacterized. The transcript is spliced from 3 exons. The coding region runs from base 271 to 753 and encodes 160 amino acids. Lineage: Eukaryota; Metazoa; Arthropoda; Insecta; Lepidoptera; Tortricidae. The record is from RefSeq and is a predicted model, not a curated record.